GCGGCGUCUCCAUGGCGACGGUUGCCCCGGCGACCGCGUUCCUGCUCGGAGGCCAGGCCAGGAGAGGCCUCGGCCUUGCGUGGCCAGACCAGGCCGCCGGCAAGGGGGUAAAUAAUGGAGUCGGAUGAACAAGUGAAUGAAAAUUUAAAAAUGCAGCUAAAGACUCUUCAGGAGCAGCAGCAGAAACGGUUGCAAAUUUUAUUGGAGAAAAAGAAAGAAAAGCAGCAGAAUCUGACCAAGGGCCAGACGGAUGGCCCAAAGGACAUCUUUGGAGUCCCAGACGACCUCGCGUUAUCUACGCUGGACUGUCACGUGCCAAAGGAGGACUUUGGGAAAAGAUUGCUCGAGGAUGAAAUUGAACAGUUGCAUCAGCAGCUCCGGGAGACCGUGGAUGAAAAUGGCCGGUUGUACAGGCUGCUGAAAGAGCGAGACUUUGAAAUCAAACAGCUGCAGAAGAAAAUAGAGGAGGAAAGGCUGGCAUUGAUGGGAACGGGCGGCUUGCCAGGAGACGUCGCUGCCAGUAAAAUCGUCCAGUUGGCCAAACAGAACCGUCAUCUGACUGCUGAGGCCGAAAAGGGGAAGACUAAAGUGAAGCAGCUGAACAACCGGAUCAAAGAGCUGGAGAAGGAAUUGCAUCUGUCAAAGGCCACGGUCCAGUCGCUCGGAGGCAAAGGUGGCCAACCUGUGCUUAAAACAGCAGAAGGGCCCUUGAGCCCAGAGGUGAAGACCUUGCAAGACAAAUUAUCAGCAGCCAACUUGAAAGUAUCCGAAUAUCGCAACCAGCUCCAGACCAUGAAACAAGAACUCAAAGUGGUGCAGAAGCUUUUAGGAAGUGAAGUUGGAGAAGAAGUCAGCGUUCAGAACCUGAUGUCCAACCCCGGCAGCUGGCGUGGGCGAGCCCAGCAGAUUCUAGUCUUGCAAGGCAAAGUCAGGGAGCUAGAGAACCAGCUGGGCCGGAGCAAAAGCAGCCCGUCCUUGAGCUAUGGAGACCAAGACGCUUGCGUUCUCACUGAACCGGGGAGGAAAUUUGACCAGAGGAACCUGCAACGGAUUCGGAGCUUGGAGAGAGAAAAGAAAGAAGCCCUGGAGAAACUGACCAGUGAAUACAGCACCCUCCAGAGGGAUCACGAGGAGGUGAAGAGGAAGCUGGAGGCUUCCAAAGCGAGGAACCAGGUGCUGUCCAGCGAAGUGAAAACCCUGAAGGAGCAGAUCUCAACCUUGCUGGACAAAGGGAAGCACGAUGACGAAUUGAUCGACGCUCUGAUGAGCCAGCAAAAGGAAAUGCAAAUCAUCUUGAAGAAUCUGAGCCAGCAGGAAGAGAGGAACAAGGAAUGCCGCCAGAGCCUGGGGCAACAGCUGAAUGUCCAGGGGCAGAAACAGAGCUGCAUCAUCGAGCAGCUAAAGCAGACGUUGGCCGAGCGAGAAGCUCGGGUGAGAGAGCUGGAAGAGAAGGUCGGGCAGCUCCCGUUGCAGCAUCAUCUCCAUCGACGGGAGGAAGGCAGAUCAGAUUCCGCUUCUUCGCUGUCUGCAGAAUCUUUGGAAGAGGAGCACCGAACGUCAGCGUCCAGGAAGGAAGAUCACAUUGGAAGGAACACCUCUGUGAGAAUCGUGUCUCACAUGGGGCACACCCUGGUGGAUUCUGCUGCAACUUCGUCUUCGGCCACUGUCUCUCCUGUCAGGCCUCUUGAGCUUGAUAACUCAGACGUGAAAGCCAUGACAGUCCAAAUCACGGAGUACAGAGCUCUCUGUCAAGCUGCCGAAGCGGAGCGGGACAGGCUGGUCGAAAUGGUGGGCGUCCUGCAGAAGAGGGUGGAUGAAAGCUGCACGAAGGUCUGGGAGGCCGAGAAGAAGCUUCAAGAGCAGCAGCGCAAGACCGUCGCUCUCGAGCAGCAGCUGGAGACGCUGAAAACGGACGCUGGGAAGCACAGCAGGGCCCCAAAGCCCCCCUCCAAGGGCAAAGCAGGUCAGCCCUCAGGCAGCACCAGACUCAGCUGGAGUACGAAUGAGAAGCAAGAUCCUCUACCUGCUGAACUCUCGGAAGUCCCACCGGAGUCCCAAAUAGAAGACCUGUCCACAAGACUCACAGUCCAACUGGACGAGAACGCUGGCUUGAAGGCUGCCUUGGAGAACCUGAGGAAGAUCAAAGAGGAGGACUUCCGGGCGUACCAGGAGACCAUGGGCCAGAUCAAAGAGAUCUUCCUCCAGGCCCUCCGGCAGCACAAGCAGGAGAAGAGUUAAACCAGGUGCAUCCACAGUGCCCUGCCAAGGGCGGAAGAAUUGCCAGGAAACCCCAGACUUCCUUUGAGACACCAGUUAUACCUGAAACUGACUUUCCAGAGGAGAGUGGGAAACAGAGCCAAUUCAGAUCCUAUUGAAAGUGCUGCUGCUGUUAACAGACUCCUGCCUGUAAGAGAAGGAAAACUGUCCACAAGACCUAACUUGUCCCCGGGGGGCGAACCCUGACCAGUGAGGAACGUACAGAAACUCGGUAGUUUGAGGUCAGCUGUUGUCACACAUCAGGAUGCAUAUUUGAGUUGUCCCCGUCGGCUCACCGGUCCCGUGUUCUAAAUCCAGGUGUAAAGUCUGUAAGGUCGGCCUUCGAAGUUGCCCCGGACACCAGCCGCAGGACCGAUUUACAGGCAACCACGUUGCUCAAAAAAAAUAAACAAAUCUGUAAAUAUAG
Sphaerodactylus townsendi is the source of this 2683-nucleotide messenger RNA. It is a transcript of the gene CCDC13, whose product is annotated as coiled-coil domain containing 13. Lineage: Eukaryota; Metazoa; Chordata; Lepidosauria; Squamata; Sphaerodactylidae. Bases 115 to 2238 code for a protein of 707 amino acids. The record is from RefSeq and is a predicted model, not a curated record. Gene Ontology annotation, cellular component: centriolar satellite. The transcript is spliced from 16 exons. Gene Ontology annotation, biological process: non-motile cilium assembly; cytoplasmic microtubule organization.